UCGGAAAGAAAGAAAGAGGACAUCGACAUGGUACUUUCAUAAUCAUAGAUAAAUUAGUAGGGUUAAAAGCAGAGAUAAAUCAGAGAGCAAGAAGAGACUACAGUGUAUCAGCCAGAACUAAUGUUAAUGUUACGAGAUCAUCUCUUGAUAGCUACUGUUUGCAAGCGUGACUCCAUCCAAGGCUGAAAGUUGGCUGAAAUGUUGGGGAAAUAUAGGAAUGCUCAAAGGAUUGCUUCAUUGAUCAGAAAGAAAAAGAUCAGAUGGACAUCCUUCUCCCAGCAUUCAACAAAAUCUAGUGAGAGUGGAAGCCCAGCUGAUGUUGAAAAGAUCCGCAAUAUUGGUAUCCUGGCUCACAUUGAUGCAGGCAAGACCACUACCACAGAGAGGAUGCUCUAUUACUCAGGCACCACAAGGCAUCUAGGAGAUGUUGAUGACGGCGAUACAGUUACAGACUACAUGCCUCAGGAGAGGGAUAGAGGUAUCACUAUCACAUCUGCUGCUGUUACGUUUCCCUGGAAGAACCACAGAAUAAAUCUCAUUGAUACACCUGGUCAUGUUGAUUUUACCAUGGAGGUAGAGAGAUGUCUGAGGGUAUUGGAUGGUGCUGUUACUGUCUUAGAUGCAUCCGCUGGAGUUGAGGCACAAACUUUGACUGUUUGGGAUCAGGCUAACCGUCACACCAUACCAAGAAUAGGAUUCCUGAACAAGAUGGACAAACCUGCUGCUAAUAUAGAUAUGUGUUUAUCAUCCAUCAGAGAUAAACUCAACACUACACCAUUACUUCUUCAGCUACCAAUUGUCCAGUCCAAUAUAUUAUCAGGAGUAGUGGACCUUGUUUCCAUGGAAACUGUUACUUGGCAUAGGUCCAGUAAAGGUGUUGAUGAUGGAUCCAGAUUAAUUCAUUGCCCUUUGUCAGAAAGCCAAGACACCAGCCUCAUAUGUCAAGCAAAUGAUGCCAGAACGGAAUUAGUAGAACAGGUAGCAGAUCUAGAUGAUGAGUUUGCAGACAAGAUGCUCAGUAGCCCGAGCUUCAAUCCUCUUCACAUCUCAUCGCAUGAUCUCAUGGAAGCAGUACGGAGUAUCACGCUACACCAAAGAGGUUUGCCACUGCUAUGUGGCAGCUCAUUGAAGAACAAAGGAGUGCAACUAUUGAUGGAUGGAGUCAAUGAUUAUCUUCCCAGUCCACUCUUCAACAAAGACCCUCUUAUGGAGGUAUAUGGCAAGGAUCUGUGUGUGUAUGCCUUUAAGAUCAUUCAUGAUAGACAGAGGGGACCACUUAUCUUUCUUCGAGUGUACUCUGGAACACUUAAACCACAAUCAGCCAUUUACAAUGCCAGCAGGAAUUGCACUGAAAGAGUGAGCAGGUUGCUGUAUGUCAUGGCAGAUAGCUAUCAAGAAGUAUCCAACGUACCUGCAGGAAACAUUGCUAUAGCUGUUGGUCUCAAACAGACUGUGACUGGAGAUACAUUAGUGGCAUCCAAGGCAUCUUAUAACAUAGCCAAGAAGAAACACUCGCGUCAAGCACCCCUCCUUGAGCCUAUCAAGGUCCCAGAACCAGUUUUCUUCUGCACGAUAGAACCACCUUCUCAAGCUUACCAAGCAGAUCUGGAGAAAGCCUUGGGAUGUUUACAUCGAGAAGAUCCUAGUUUACAAGUGAAGACUGAUGAUGAUACUGGUCAGCUGAUUUUAUCAGGCAUGGGGGAGCUACAUCUGGACAUCGUACAAGAUAGAAUACGCAAGGAAUACAAGAUUGAUGUGGAAUUAGGCCCUUUACAGAUUAGCUACAGAGAGACCAUCACUAAUACAGCUACUGAAUCAGCAACUUUAGACAAGGUUAUUGGUGACAAGCAUCACGUUGCUACGGUGACUGUGUCAGUUGAGCCGUUGGAUGAUUAUAAUGGACCAGUCCAGGUUACUACACUUACCAAUGAUGGCAAGAAAGGCGAUGAGAUGCAUGAAGCAGUCACGGGUGGAGCUCACUCAGCAUGUAGACAAGGUCCCCUUCUAGGCUUCCCAGUUCUUGGUGUAGCUGUGACCAUUGACAAGUAUUCCGUAGCCCCUGGGACAUCACCUACCAUGUUAGCAGCAUGUGCAUCUCAGGCAACUCACAAUGCUUUGCAGCAAGCUUGUGGCAAUCUUCUUGAACCUGUCAUGAACAUGGAGAUCACUACCAGUGAAGAGAGACUGCAAGUUGUUUUGGGUGAUGUAGCCCGAAGAAGAGGUCAAGUUUUAGCUGUUGACAAUAGGAUGAAAACCAAGGUCAUUACAGCAGCAACACCUCUGGCUGAAAUGAUGGGCUAUUCCACAGCACUGAGAUCUCUUACUUCAGGCACAGCUUCAUGUUCCUUAGAGUUCUCCAACUAUCAACAGAUGUCAUUUGCUGAGCAGGACUCGGUCAUCAGGAAACUCACAGGUAUCUCAUGAUGGUCCACCUGUCAACUGAUUUACGGGACUGUCAUGAUGAUCCAUGUAUCAACCGAUUCUCAGAACAUGAAAAAAAUCAUUCAGGAACCUAGAAUUGGCUUUUGGACAUGGUCGUACGUACAUUGGACAUGCAUAAUCCAUGUUCUGCGCUUGAUGUUCUGUUAUGAUAGUCCACCGAUGAAGUGAUUCACAUGACUGUAUUAAUGGUCCAUGUAUCAACUGAUUCUCAGGACUGUUAAAAACAAAACUGAGGAUACUAAAAAAUGGCUUUCGGACAUGGACAUAUGUACAUUGCGCAUACACAAUACAUGUGCUGCGCUUGUGCCGCCGUACAUCGGAAGUAUGCAAGUCCUGGAAGUGGCUCGAAAUUAGGUCCAAGAGGCUGCCUUCGGGCAUUGUGGGCGUAUUGGCAAUAGGGAGAACCGCAACUUAAGAUUGCAUCAGAGAAUUACAUAUAUUUGUUAGUGUAACAUCUUUGUCUUUAAAACAUUACUCAGUAAUGAUCAAAAAGAGAAAAGUGGUUUACGGGCGUUGAGUUUCAUGAAUGACACUAAACCUGACAAAAGGUCUUCAAAACUGAUUAGUGUGAUGCAAUAAAAAAACAUAUUUUUUGUGAAAAUUUGUGUACUUUAUUCUUCUUGAUUUGUGUCCUGCCUAUGUACCGGUAGUGGAAGUGAAAUAUAGGUGAGCUGCAAUUGUGUCCAAAAAGUUUGCAGAAUUUUUGUGUGUGCGGUGUAUUAAAUGAAAGUGUAAAAGGGCGAGGAGUGAUCCUCAAGGGGCUGUCGCACUGUAACAGCACCAAGAUUGUAUACAUUCAGCCACCUUGCUGGCCUUAUAUGAGGAUAUUCAGGAAUCUGGCUUCUGGUGGUUGCUCAAAUAUUGCAACUUUAAAGGUAAAGACCAGUAUUGGAAACGCCCCAAUUU
Molecule: messenger RNA, 3348 nt
Organism: Strongylocentrotus purpuratus (purple sea urchin)
Lineage: Eukaryota; Metazoa; Echinodermata; Echinoidea; Camarodonta; Strongylocentrotidae
Gene: gfm2
Product: ribosome-releasing factor 2, mitochondrial
Exons: 19
Coding region: 199-2424 (741 amino acids)
Biological process (GO): ribosome disassembly; mitochondrial translation
Cellular component (GO): mitochondrion
Molecular function (GO): GTPase activity; translation elongation factor activity; GTP binding
Source: RefSeq, a predicted model, not a curated record